Messenger RNA from Acipenser ruthenus (sterlet), 565 nucleotides. Its product is annotated as small ribosomal subunit protein eS27-like. Gene Ontology annotation, molecular function: RNA binding; structural constituent of ribosome. Bases 125 to 379 code for a protein of 84 amino acids. The transcript has 4 exons. NCBI's taxonomy places the organism in Eukaryota, Metazoa, Chordata, Actinopteri, Acipenseriformes, Acipenseridae. Gene Ontology annotation, biological process: ribosomal small subunit assembly; translation. Gene Ontology annotation, cellular component: ribosome; cytosolic small ribosomal subunit. The record is from RefSeq and is a predicted model, not a curated record.
UUAAGACAUUGGGGAAGCGGAAGCGGCCUGUUGAUAAUUUAUUCCGCUUUUUUUCUUUUGUGCUUCUUAGUCCUGACUAAUCAAUCUCUCGCUCUCUCUGAAGUAGAACACGAACGUAAGAAACAUGCCUCUGGCAAAAGACUUGCUGCAUCCUUCUCUUGAUGAGGAAAAGAGGCUGCACAAAAAGAAGAGGUUGGUCCAGAGCCCUAACUCCUACUUCAUGGAUGUUAAAUGUCCAGGCUGCUACAAGAUCACCACAGUGUUUAGCCAUGCCCAGACGGUAGUACUGUGCGUAGGCUGUUCCACAGUACUCUGCCAGCCUACAGGAGGAAAGGCCAGGCUGACAGAGGGUUGCUCAUUCAGGAGAAAACUACACUAAAGAUGAUGAAGAUCAAACUGUCACAUUCUAUAUAUAAAUCAUGUAAUUCACAUCACUGAUAAAUGCUUUAUAUGCUGUUCAUUGAUUCCAGUGAAUGCCAAUGUAAAUUUGUAUUCGAUGGAUACAUGGCAGUUUGUAUCUGUUGUGUAAUCUUCACGGUUUUCUGAAUAAAAGCCUUAAAAUGUG